AUGGCGGACACUGGUGCCGAGUCAACGUCGGUAUUGAAUGCAACAGGUGAAGACGUCGUAGGGGCUACAAAUGGCACCGGUCGAGUACCAGCAACCCCUGAAGGCAUGGUUGUUGCCUAUAGUAGUUUGGUUAUCAUGGCCCUGUUACCUAUCUUUGUCGGUUCUUUUCGAUCGGUAAAGCACCACAAAGAACAGAAGAUCUCUUUUCAGGAAUCUGGAGAGAAGCCAGAGACUAUGUCCAGUAAGGAUGCUGCCAUGUUUCCCAUCAUAGCUAGCUGUACUCUCUUUGGUAUAUACAUGAUUUUUAAGGUAUUCUCUAAAGAAUACAUCAAUUUACUGCUGACUGUCUAUUUCUUUGCUCUUGGUGUGUUGGCACUAGCACACAUAAACAGUCCUUGGAUAGCCAAGAUCAUUCCUAGUUCAUUUCCUAAUAAGGAAUAUCAUCUGAUUUUCACACAAGGAAAAGGAGACAAGAAAGAAGAAAUUGUAAAUUAUGAAUUUGACAGAAAAGACCUGAUCUGUCUGUUUGUGAGCUGCUUAAUUGGUUUAUGGUAUGGACUGAAAAAACAUUGGAUUGCCAACAACCUUUUUGGGCUGGCAUUUGCUGUGAAUGGUGUAGAGUUGCUAUCUUUGAAUCGGGUGAGCACAGGUUGUAUCCUGUUAAGUGGGCUCUUUCUCUAUGACAUCUUUUGGGUAUUUGGGACCAAUGUUAUGGUUACUGUGGCAAAAUCUUUUGAAGCACCAAUAAAAUUGGUGUUCCCACAAGAUUUACUUGAAAAAGGACUGGCUGCUGACAAUUUUGCCAUGCUUGGACUCGGAGAUGUUGUUAUUCCUGGAAUAUUUAUUGCAUUGCUGCUAAGAUUUGAUGUCAGUAUGAAAAAAGGCUCUAAAACUUAUUUCUAUUCAAGUUUCUUGGCCUAUUUCCUUGGAUUGGUUGCCACAAUCUUUGUUAUGCAUGUUUUUAAGCAUGCUCAGCCUGCAUUACUGUACCUGGUUCCAGCUUGUAUAGGGGUCCCUGUAAGUGUAGCCCUUCUGCGUGGAGAAGUCAAAGAGCUGUUUAGCUACGAAGACCACAGUGAAAAGACACCAGAUCCAGCUGUAUCAGCCAUCAGUGGCAGUGCUACAGGAGACAAGAAGGCUCAGUAG
Acanthosepion pharaonis is the source of this 1146-nucleotide messenger RNA. NCBI's taxonomy places the organism in Eukaryota, Metazoa, Mollusca, Cephalopoda, Sepiida, Sepiidae. The record is from the annotation of a GenBank genome assembly.